Molecule: messenger RNA, 909 nt
Organism: Talaromyces atroroseus
Lineage: Eukaryota; Fungi; Ascomycota; Eurotiomycetes; Eurotiales; Trichocomaceae
Product: putative endo-beta-1,4-glucanase B
Exons: 5
Coding region: 1-909 (302 amino acids)
Biological process (GO): glucan catabolic process
Molecular function (GO): hydrolase activity, hydrolyzing O-glycosyl compounds
Source: RefSeq, a predicted model, not a curated record
AUGAGGGUCGUCGUCUUUUCAGUCUUUCUAUCCACGGCAGGUUUCGUGAUCGGUACACCCACGAAGGAGGUUAAGAAGCGGGCUUCUUCUUUCGAAUCAAUCCAGAUACUCAUUGAUGCUGGGUUGAACAUUUUUCGAGUGCCAUUUCUGAUGGAACGUAUGAUUCCGAAUGAGAUGACCGGGUCGCUUGAUACAGAUUAUUUCGAUGGCUAUAGCGAGGUCAUUGAGUAUAUCACCAACCAGGGUGCAUAUGCCGUGAUUGAUCCGCACAACUUCGGACGGUAUUAUGGUAAUCUUAUUACUUCAACCUCCGACUUUGAAGCUUUCUGGGCAACACUCGCAACGCAGUUCGCAUCGAAUGACAAAGUCAUUUUCGACACGAACAACGAAUACUACGGAUUUGAAGAAUCUGACGUCGUAGCCCUCAACCAAGCAGCCAUCAACGGCAUUCGCGGCGUCGGCGCAACAACACAGUACAUCUUCGCCGAGGGCAACCAAUACACGGGCGCCUGGACAUGGACCACCUACAACACUGGCAUGAGCAAUCUCACCGACCCGUCAAACCUCCUCGUCUACGAAAUGCACCAAUACCUCGACUCAGACGGCUCCGGCACCUCAGACGCAUGCGUAAGCAGCACGAUUGGCCAAGAACGUGUCGAAGACGCAACGGCCUGGCUCAUCGAGAACAACAAGACAGCAAUUCUCGGCGAAUAUGCAGGGGGCGCCAACUCUGUCUGUGAAGAGGCUGUUACUGGUAUGCUGGAUUAUCUGGCUGAUAAUUCGAAUGUUUGGCUGGGUGCUUUGUUUUGGAGUGCGGGGCCGUGGUGGGGCAGCUACAUUUUCUCAUUGGAGCCUCCCAGUGGCAUUGCGUAUGAGUAUUAUAUGCCGAUUUUGGAAACUUAUGCCUGA